Symbiodinium necroappetens is the source of this 468-nucleotide messenger RNA. The record is from the annotation of a GenBank genome assembly. NCBI's taxonomy places the organism in Eukaryota, Dinophyceae, Suessiales, Symbiodiniaceae.
GACCAGUGCUAUGUCGGCAUGGCAAAGCCUUCUGGAGGAUCAGGCUCCUUCUACCAUGAUGGCGCUUCCUACCACCAUGGCGGCUCCUACUAUCACGACGGCUCCUACUACCACCACGGAGCCGAGCCCUACUUGGGCAUGGGUGACUCCUACCAUGGUGGCGCCUCUUACUCCCACUCCUAUGGAGGCGCCUACCAUGAUGGUGGCCUCCAUCAUGGUGGCUACUACCAUGGGGGCUCUUCCUACUCCAUGGGAGGUCAUGGUGGCUCUUCCUACACCGUGGGGGGCUCCUACCACCACGGUGGCUCCUCAUACUACCAGCAUGGCGGCCACUACUCCUACCACUCUUCUGGUGGCCACUCGUACAAACUCGGGGGCCACUACAAAAUGCGCGGUUCCUACGGCGCUCACCACGCUGCUUGCCUAAACGGUAGCUAUUUUGCUCGAAACCUUAAACUCGAGGCGUAA